GUAAAGAGAAAAAUAAAAUCUAAACAGUAUCUUUCAAAAUUUUAAUGAAAAAGGUUGGUAAUAAAACCUUAUAUUCCACUCCAAUGAUCUAUAAUAAUCUAAAAAAUCAGCAACCUAUUUUUCACCAAAAGUACAGAAUCCUCCACCUGAUCAGGUAAAAAUGGGUUCUCAAGGACAGCUAGAAUAAUCUAAUGAGUAGCAUUGAAUUCCUAGAAGUAUGUCAAAAUAGGACAUGUUUAUAAUCUUUCAUGUCCUGUAAGACUUGUCUGGAAUAUCUUGUUCACUGGGGGGUACACUGCCAUUCCAUGACAAUGAAGCAGUAGAGAAAACACUUAACAAUUCAGUACUGAAUUUGUAUUUAGAAACCAAAUUUCACAUAAACUUUUUUAGAUUUUUCUUUGGUCCAUUCCUGAGUUCUGCCUGUCUCUCUCUCUCUCUCUAGCAAAAAGCUUCAACUCCACCAUUGUUGCCAAUUGCUAACAGCCUGUCAGACAUUUGAAUUCUAUUUUAUUUCUUUCUUUGUUGUUUCUCCAAGGAAAGUUUUAAGUUCAACAGACAUUUUUUUAACUUAGUCUAAUUUUUCCCUUCUAAUUUUUGUUUUAUUUUGUUUGGUUUCUUCCCUUCAGUUUUUGCUUAGCAAUAGAUUGCUGUACCUGUAUAUCUUAGUUUUCUUCUUCUCAUAUUGCGUAGAAAACUCAGUCCAUAAAGCCUAGUUUUCAGUCCAGAAAAAGAAUGAGUCAUGGACACUAAUGAAAGAUUUGAUACUAUUAGUACAAACUCAGCUUCGGGUUCUUUGGAUGGAUGUUAUUGCUAGCCAUCGUAGCUUCAAGAGUGUGGAAGAAGAAAAUGGUUUUUGAUCAACCAAAGACUUCGGUAUCUCAUCGUCAUUUCUUGCAGGCAUGGGUAAAGAGUUCGAAUAUGCAGUUGGUUUUCUAGCAUCGUUAAAAAGGAUGCCGUAACAAAUUCAUCAAGUAAUUCUACGAAAAAUUUGAAUAAUAGAUUGCUGAAUCAUAAACUACCUAGUGCUGACCAGAAUCAACACUACAUGGAUAGAUUGUUAGAACAAUAUGACAAAGAAUCAGUGAGGACAACAAUGCUUAAGCAAGAAGAGAUCUUCAAAGAACAGGUACACGAACUUCACCGUCUUUACGUAGUUCAGAAAACGCUUAUGAUAAACAGAUCUAAGGGUCACUCGAAGAAUAGUCCAAGUCCGCGGACAACAGUAAAUCCAGAUCACCAACCAAGAGUAUGGCCUACAAGGACAGGAUUCGAAACUAACAACUGCCAUUUUACUAACACAAACAAUUCUGGGCAUAAUUUUCAUCAAUUGUUCAGUGCAAGGACUGAACCUAUUAACUCACAAGAACAAAGUAGUACUAGUUGUUCAAGAGAUAAUGUCAAAAUGCACAAGGAUUUCGAUCUUGAAAGUCCUGCGGAAGAAUUUUCAAGAGGUAUCGGUAGAGAUCAAAUAGGUUCAAGUUCUAUUACAUCUUCAAAAGAAAAAUUGAAAGUCGGAAACUUGAAUGGGCAACAUUUGUAUACUGAGGGAGAAUCUGAAGUUGAAUUGUCAUUAAGCAUUGGAUUUGGGAAUUCAACUAAUAAUAAGAAGAAGAAACAAAAGAAUUGUCAAUCAAUUUCACCGAUAUAUUUACACACGAACCACAAACACAACCGGCAAAUGGAUUCUUCUUUGUCAAUCAAAGAUCUAGGAGCAGAAGACAGUACAACCGGAAGUUCAAAUGCGACAUUCAAUCAGGAAAGUUUACAAAAACCACCUUGGUAACUUUAAGUUUAAACAGGAGUUGAUAACUAUUUAUGUGUGCCAUUUUUAUGUUCUUCCAAUAUACAUGGAUUACAAA
Molecule: messenger RNA, 1859 nt
Organism: Papaver somniferum (opium poppy)
Lineage: Eukaryota; Viridiplantae; Streptophyta; Magnoliopsida; Ranunculales; Papaveraceae
Exons: 3
Coding region: 1046-1783 (245 amino acids)
Source: RefSeq, a predicted model, not a curated record